This is a messenger RNA of Hordeum vulgare subsp. vulgare (domesticated barley), 3215 nucleotides long. Its product is annotated as GPI ethanolamine phosphate transferase 1. Gene Ontology annotation, cellular component: endoplasmic reticulum membrane. Gene Ontology annotation, biological process: GPI anchor biosynthetic process. The record is from RefSeq and is a predicted model, not a curated record. Gene Ontology annotation, molecular function: mannose-ethanolamine phosphotransferase activity. Lineage: Eukaryota; Viridiplantae; Streptophyta; Magnoliopsida; Poales; Poaceae. The transcript is spliced from 18 exons. Bases 84 to 3005 code for a protein of 973 amino acids.
CGCCUUCCCGCUUCCCGUCCCUUCUCAGUCCCAGAUCCACCUGACCAGCUCCCUUCGACGGCUCAGCCGGUGCCCGCCGUGCAAUGGCCGGCCGCCCCCGCCCGCAGGCGCACUCGUCGUCCGCCUCCACGCGGCGGCGCGAGCGGUGGCUGGUCGUCCUCGGCAUCGCGCUCCACGCCGUCUACAUGCUGAGCAUAUUCGAUAUCUACUUCAAGUCCCCCAUCGUCCACGGCAUGGCCCCCGUGCCGCCCCGCCUCUCCGCGCCCCCCGCCAAGCGCCUCGUCCUCCUUGUUGCGGACGGGCUCAGGGCGGACAAGUUCUUCGAGCCGGACGAGCGGGGAAGGUACAGGGCACCAUUCCUGCGUGGGGUGAUUGAGGAGAAGGGCCGGUGGGGCGUCAGCCACGCGCGGCCGCCCACCGAGUCCAGGCCAGGGCACGUCGCCAUCAUCGCCGGCUUCUACGAGGAUCCCAGUGCUGUAACAAAAGGAUGGAAGGCCAAUCCAGUUGAGUUUGAUUCUGUAUUCAAUCAAAGUCGACACACUAUCUCGUUUGGGAGUCCAGAUAUUGUUCCUAUAUUCUGUAGCAGCCUACCUCACAGUACCUGGGGUAGUUAUCCACAUGAAUACGAAGACUUUGCAACAGAUGCAUCAUUUUUGGAUCAUUGGUCAUUUGACCAGUUUGAAGGUCUUCUCAACAGGUCUCUUGAUGAUGUUAAAUUGAGGCAGUUGCUCCUACAGGAUAAGUUGGUUAUAUUUCUGCACUUGCUGGGUUGUGAUUCUAAUGGUCAUGCACAUCGGCCCUAUUCAAGCAUCUAUCUGAACAAUGUCAAGGUUGUUGAUGAAAUAGCUGAGAGAAUGUACAAUCUCAUGGAAAGUUACUUCAAUGACAACCAAACAGCUUAUGUUUUUACUGCAGAUCAUGGAAUGAGCGACAAAGGAAGCCAUGGAGACGGACACCCUUCAAAUACCGAUACUCCACUUGUAGCAUGGGGGGCUGGAAUCAGGAGCCCAAAAUUCUUGGCCUAUACAGACAAACCUGAUGAUGGCUUUCGGUUUGUUGAUGACCACAGACACGAUAUGCCCACGCCACAGAACUGGGCUCUUGAAGGCUUCGAAAGAGUCGAUGUCAACCAGGCUGAUAUAGCUCCUCUAAUGGCUACACUUGUUGGUCUGUCAUGCCCUUUGAAUUCUGUGGGGAACUUACCUUCUCAUUAUCUGAAGUUAAGCAAGUCUGAUGAAGUUGAAGCAGUUCUGGCCAACACAAAACAAAUUCUUAACCAGUUUCUCCAGAAGUCAGAGCAGAAGCAAUCCAGUUCACUCUAUUUCAAGCCUUUUAAACCACUGGUGAACUAUUCGUCUGUCCUCGAUCGAAUCGAAGAUCUAAUAUCUGCAAGGGACUACAAAACUGCCAUGAAGUAUUCUGAAGAGCUACGUAGUAUGGCUCUUGCUGGCCUCCAUUAUUUCCAAACAUACGACUGGUUCAUGUUAAUGACAACAAUUACCCUUGGAUACAUUGGAUGGAUGGCAAACCUCAUUCUACAUGUGCUACAGUCUUAUACAACAUUUCCUGCUAAUCUUCUAAAGAGGACUCAGGUGUAUCCCAAGAAUACCUCCAUGAAAGUAUACAUAGGUGGAUGCUUGUUCAUGGGUUUAUCAUCCAUUAUACUACUUCUAGAGAAAUCUCCACCACUUUACCAUGCUUAUGUAUUUAUGACAAUAUUCCUCUGGACAAGAAUUGUACAAAACUACGAAUUCAUGAAGUCAGCAUGGAGGGAAUUGUUUAAUAUGCCAUUCAAGUACAUUAUGAAUCUUCUGAUCAGUUCGGUUGCUGCAUUGCUCAUAUUGGAGUUUCUGGUUAUGAGCUUCUUUGAUCGGAAGCUUUAUACAUGGUGCUUUUUGGCCCUUGGGGUACUAGCUUCAGUCUGCGGAGCCUUUUCUAUUGAAGCUAGCCCUGCUGUUGCAAUAUACACAUGGCUCGCAUGCUGGUUCCUGUCUGUAUUCACAUUGAUGCCAGCUGAAAUUCCAGAGAAUAACAACUUAGUAAUUUUUAGCGGGGCACUUAUAAUAUUGAUCGCAAUGGCUUCGAGAUGGGCGACCAUCAAUACCAGCACCUUUUGGUUGUAUCUUAAUCGAGCAAACAAACAAGCCCCUAAAUCCUCCAAGCUAUUUUUUGUUCAGGUUAUUUUGAUCUCAGUGUCUUCAAUUAUGGUGUGGUUAACUACAUCUCAUCGGUCUCAGCACAAAGAACUGCACCCAUUGCACCAGUUGAUCAACUGGUGCGUAGCUGGUUUUGCGAUGGUGCUACCGCUCUUUUCACCUUGUAGCGUUCUAUCCCGUCUUACAUCUAUCUUCUUGGGUUUUGCCCCUUCGUUUCUGCUGCUUUCUAUUGGCUAUGAAGCGGUUUUCUAUAGUGCUUUUGCGCUGGUACUCAUGGGAUGGAUAUUUCUUGAAUCUGCCAACUUGUAUUGCUCUGAAGGAAGCAAUUCUGCGUGCUACAGUAGCCUUGUGGAUGGAUCAGUUUAUGGCUAUGACGAAAGAUGCUUACAACUAUCUGAUUUACGAAUCCCUCUGUUAUUUAUGAUCUUAUUCAAUGUUGCUUUCUUUGGAACUGGUAAUUUUGCAAGCAUUGCAAGCUUUGAGAUAUCAUCUGUGUACAGAUUCAUCACAAUAUUUAGUCCAUUUCUUAUGACGGCACUUCUGAUUUUCAAAUUGUUCAUUCCAUAUAUGCUUGUCAUAUGUACAUUUAGUGCCAUAACCAAGAUUGUAAGGAUUCCACGUAUCGGUUGUUAUUUUCUUGUAAUACUGCUUUCAGAUGUGAUGACAAUUCAUUUCUUUUUCCUGGUCCAAAACACAGGGAGCUGGAUGGAGAUUGGCAACAGCAUUAGCCAUUUUGGAAUUGUAAGUGCGCAAGUAGUCUUCGUGUUGCUGCUUUUUGCACUCACAAACAUAUACACAAAAGAUAUCGAAGUCUCGUCUCGGCAAUUGACCUCACGAAAAUUUAUGUGAAUUGACCUGACUUUUUUUAAUAUGGAUUUUGCAGAAUGUAUCCAUUUUUGUAGAACUAACUUCUGGCCUUUGUUUUAUAUGUGGCCCAAGUUUUGGGACUAAGCUCUUGUAGUUUAUGGAUGUUCAUUGUAUUGGGUGGAUUAACUUCUUUACCCUUGUUUCUUCGAGGCAGAAGUGCCUGCUUAAAGACAUAAUCUGGUCACGACAUCA